AUGAGUGCAGAUUCAAGAAAUCCACCGCAAACAGGCGGCGAAUAUACUGGCUUCACAGGCACGGCUGAAGAGCAGGCAAGUGCAGGGGUAAAUAUAGUAGUAGACAAUUGUGAGGUUACUACAGAAACUGUGUAUUUAACUGAAGGAAAUGGCGCUCAUGCAAUGCAAGAGAUUCAUUAUCAGCAGAUAACAAGUGAACCUUUGGCCAAUAAAGAAAUAGCUAUAGAAACUUCUCUGAUAACUGAGGGUAGCAGUCAGCCAGUAAAUGAUCCCCAGUUGAUGGACCAAGUUAAGCAGAUUGAAGCUGACCCAACCAUUGUACAUCUGGGCUUGACAGACAUUGUUAAUGCAGUACAAGAGGUGUUGGCAGGGGAUCACAGUCUUCACAGACUACAAGGAGAUAGUCAUCCCGUCGAUCAACAUGGUGUUGUAACAACAGUCAGUCAAGUCGAGGGUGGAGGUGCGUCAACUGGGGCGAGUUUUACAGUCGUAGCGCAGGAAGGCAUGGUUGCAUUAAAUCAAGGUUUAACAGAUCAAAAUAAUGGAUCGAUAGAGCUACAUUCGAGUUUGGUUGUUACUCAGUCAGGUGUUGAGGAUGCAAGUCUUUUGACAAGUAUAGCAAAUGAUGGAUUGUCAGAACAAACCACUCAAUAUGUGGACAUUGGUACCCAAAAUCCCCCUCAAGAUAUGGAAAUUAGUUCAGAUUUUGGUAAUGUCAUGGUCAAUACCCUCAAUUUGUUACCAUCACCUAGAAAAGAUCCUAAAGUAUACAGUUGUAAUUUCUGUGUCAAAACAUUUUCACAACCUCACCAGCUCAUCCGCCAUGAACGCAUGCACACUGGUGAAAAACCUUAUGUUUGUGAUGUUUGUGGCAAAGGCUGUUCUCAGAAAGGUGACUUGGUUCGUCACAAACGUAAACACACAGGAGAGCGUCCGUAUCAAUGUGACCUUUGUCCAAAAGCAUAUUUUAAAUCAGCAGAUUUGAAGUAUCACAAACGGAAGCAUAUGGGAGAGAAGCCUUAUAAAUGUACAGAAUGUAACAAAGCAUUUACUGGCUUGACGACGCUGAGAUAUCACUCGCGUACGCACACUGGUGAAAAACCAUACGAAUGUGAUGUUUGUAAGAAACGAUUUACUCAGUCAAGUUCACUAAAAUUACACAAAGCAACACAUUUAUCAGAAAAACCACAUGAAUGUGACCAGUGUGAUAAGAAAUAUGCCUCGGCACCCAGUUUGAAAUGUCAUAAAGCAACACAUGUGUGUGACAAAGCAUACAAACCUGUUCAAUGUGAGAUAUGCAAUAAAACACUUUCUCAUCUCUCAAGUCUCAUCUGUCAUAGAAGAACUCAUACGGGAGAGAAACCAUUUCAAUGUGACCAGUGCCCUAAAGCAUAUUCCCAGUCCUACGACUUGAAACGGCACAUGGACACACACACUGGAAACAAGCAUUACAAAUGUGAUAUUUGUGACAAGGCAUUUUAUUGGUCAGUGAACCUUCGGGAGCAUCGGAAACAACACGAGGAAGAGAAACCAUUUAAAUGUGAUUGUUGUCCUAAGGUAUUUGCAUGGUCAAGUGCUCUAGGACAUCACAAACGACAACAUCAUAUGGGAGACCAACCGUACCGGUGUGACACUUGUGGUAGGACAUUUGCUCAAACUGGUUACCUCAAUCGGCAUAUCAAGAGCAAGCAUUCCGAACCCGAAGGAACCGAGAAUUCUGGGAAAACCAGCAGGCGUACCAGAACAAAGAGACCUGCCCGAAAAAGAAAGCUGGCUGAGCAAAGUGAUUCAGCAAAUGCAACUGAUGUACUAGGUGAAAGUGACCCAACACUAGAUCUAUCUGACCCAACCAAGGCCACAAAUGCAAUGGAUCAAAAUGAUUCGAGCAAGACUUCUGAUACUCCAGAACAAAAUGACUCUAACAAGACAACAAAUACACCAGAACUGAGUGAUUCAAACAAGUCAACUGAUACUGCAGAACAACAUGAGAUGAGCACUGUAACUGAUACACCAGAGCAAAGUGAGAUGAACAUUGUAACUGAUACACCAGAGCAAAGCGAGAUGAACAUUGUAACUGAUACACCAGAGCAAAGCGAGAUGAACAUUGUAACUACUGAUACUGCAGAGCAAAGCAAGAUGAACAUUGUAACUGAUACUGCAGAGCAAAGUGAGAUGAGUACUGCAACUGAUACACCAGAGCAAAGCAAGAUGAACAAUGUAACUGGUACUGCAGAGCAAAGCAAGAUGAACAAUGUAACUGAUAAACCAAGCACAGAGUAA
Messenger RNA from Paramuricea clavata, 2280 nucleotides. NCBI's taxonomy places the organism in Eukaryota, Metazoa, Cnidaria, Anthozoa, Malacalcyonacea, Plexauridae. The record is from the annotation of a GenBank genome assembly.